AAUCAAUUGUCUCAGUCUUUUCAAGAACAAAAUAGAGGCAAUAUUAAUACAACUCUAUCCAACAAAGCUAUUAUACAGUCUGCACUUAAACAUCUCUUUGAAGAAAAACAAACAGAUUGGAAAAGAUGUAAUUUCAUAAAAACUG
Molecule: messenger RNA, 145 nt
Organism: Dentiscutata heterogama
Lineage: Eukaryota; Fungi; Glomeromycota; Glomeromycetes; Diversisporales; Gigasporaceae
Source: the annotation of a GenBank genome assembly